This is a messenger RNA of Penicillium griseofulvum, 495 nucleotides long. RefSeq lists its product as uncharacterized. The transcript has a single exon. Lineage: Eukaryota; Fungi; Ascomycota; Eurotiomycetes; Eurotiales; Aspergillaceae. Bases 1 to 495 code for a protein of 164 amino acids. The record is from RefSeq and is a predicted model, not a curated record.
AUGAGCUCAAAUAAAUAUCCAAGCAAUGAGGAGGUUAACAGGAUGGACUACGAAAAGCGAUUCCUCACCGCAGGCGCCUGCUUCAAGUCCACACUCUACCAUGAGUUCCGGUUCCUAGGUCUUGGAGAUGGUCUCCGCUCCGAGAUACUUCCAGUCCUCCACAAGCUAGUUAGGCUACUAAAAGCCAUCUUUGUCCUGGGCAAGGAGAUGGCACGGACAUGUCCGCGCUGUCGUACUGUUCGCAAUAGGCCCAAGGACCACUUCUUGGCUGAGUUUGAGCGUCUGUGUCGCGAGCGCAUCAUGGCCCCCUUGCUGAAAGCCAUUGCUGACCUUGAAACCGAUCAGAUGGCGAUGGAGCCCAAGGCUAGCGUUGACUUUAUCGUCGCUUCGGAUUUGGAUGAUAUUCGUCCGAGUACUAUCUUGCUCACUAACAGGCCGCUGCCUGUGGAUAUGACUUCCGGUAUGCCACUUCAGCACACUUCUCCUCGUCCAUGA